GAUGAGCGCGAGAGAGAGAUGCUGAGAGAAGCGCCUGCAGAGCUUUGACGUUCGUGUUUGUGCGUCCGGCUGGUGGCACCCGGCGAGCUCCGAUGCCGCCCGAGUCGGAAAUGGCAAAUCGAGAUCCACUUAACUCGCAUUAAGGCGCCAACUGACUCGGUGUGAAGGGCGUCGUCUCGUGAGCGCCGGUGGUGCGCGUGUCUAGAUUGCUUCUCCAGAAUGUGACUCCGCUUUUUUUAUCAUGAUUCCCAAGGCGCGAGCGACACGAGCGAGACGGAGCGCGUGUCUGUAUUUGCUGUUGUUUCUGUUCGGUCUUCUGUGUGGAGGGAGCGGGGAGAUAUUUGAGGCAGGUGAGAAUGGAGCUGAGCGUGUACCGGCCUCAGACUACGAGCUGACAUACCCACGCUGGGUCCACGCGGAGAGGACACCUGAUGGCCAGGACAAUACCAACACCAAUGACUACGACUACCCAUUUGGAGAUCAGCACCCGUCGGCGGUUGCGGUGUGGAUCGCAGCAGAGGGACAAGACCUUCUCCUUAAACUGCAGAAGAACCAUGAUCUGCUGACCCCCGGCUUCCAGGAGAUAUGGUACAGUCCAGAUGGCACACGCCACUCAACCAGACCACACCAUCAGGAUCAUUGUUUCUAUCAUGGCUUUGUGGACGGCUGGCAAGACUCCAGUGUGGCCCUCAGCACCUGCUCUGGACUCAGGGGCGUGGUCUCCCUGAACGCCAGCGUGAGCUACAUCAUCGAGCCCCUGGCCAAUCAGACGGCUGGACGGGGCCGGGGCCACGCCCUGCUGCGGGCGGAGAAGCUGAGGCUGGCUACAGGAAACUGCCCUCAUCACCACGACAACCAGAGCAGCGCCCAGCAGCCCAGCCCGCUGAUUGGUGGAAUGGCCAUCGUUACCAUGGGAACCAGAGAGAGGCGGGACAUCAGUCGUAACAUGAAGUACGUGGAGCUGCUAUUGGUGGCCGACUACGCAGAGUUUCUAAAGCGGGGGCCAGACAUAGAGAAGGUGAAGGCUACACUGUUGGAGGUUGCCAACUAUGUAGACAAGUACUAUAAGUCUCUAGGUGUGCGCGUGGCGUUGACGGGUGUUGAGGUGUGGAGUGGGGGCGACCAGGUGGAGGUCUCCGUUAACCCUUUCAGCACCCUGAGCUCCUUCCUCACCUGGAGGCGGAGACAGCUGCCCCACCUGCCCAAUGACAACGCUCAGCUCAUCACGGGCAAGUCGUUCCUGGGCAGCACUAUAGGUUUGGCUCCUCUGAAGGCCAUGUGCUCCGACUACCAAUCAGGAGGAGUCAACUCAGACCACUCUGAGAGUGUGUAUGGCGUGGCGGCUACGCUAGCACAUGAGCUGGGCCACAACUUCGGCAUGAACCACGACAGCAGCGGCUGCUGCCAAGCGGACCCAGCACUCGGAGGAUGCAUCAUGGCAGCCGCUACAGGGUCUCCGUUCCCGCGUGUGUUCAACAGGUGCAAUGAGAAGGAGCUCCGGCGCUACCUGUCAUCAGGGGGGGGCAAGUGCCUUUUCAACCCCCCCGACCCCUCUCGCCGCCUGGGGGGGGCACAGUGUGGAAACGGCUAUCUGGAGGAGGGAGAGGAGUGCGACUGUGGACUAGAGGAGGAAUGUUCCAGUGAGUGUUGUCAUGCCUCUAACUGCACUCUCAAGGCGGGAGCGGAGUGUGCCCACGGGGUGUGCUGCCACAACUGCAAGUUGCGUGCUCCUGGUGAGGUGUGUCGCGCGGUGUCGGGGUCAUGUGACCUGCCAGAGUUCUGUGACGGCGUUAAGGAGGCGUGUCCUGAUAACUUCUUCCUAUUGGACGGCUCCUCCUGCGCAAGGGGAGGGGCAUAUUGCUACACCGGCAUGUGCCUCACGCUGCAGCAACAGUGUCUGUCGCUAUGGGGACCAGGUGCCAGUGUGGCUCCUGAGAUGUGUUUUACUGAAGUGAACAGAGCAGGAGACCAGUACGGCAACUGUGGAAAAGACACGCAGGGAAACUACCGCAAGUGCAGUGAUAGGGACGCUCGGUGCGGAAAGAUCCAGUGUCUGUCGUCGUCAGAGCAGCCGGUGGGCACCAAUGCGGUGGUGAUACCCACUAAUGUCAACAGAGGGCGCUCCACUGUGCUCUGCAAGGGGACACACGUCUACCAGCCUCCACUAGCAGCACAGGGGGAGGACACACUGGACCCAGGACUCGUAAUGACAGGAACACGCUGCGCUGAAGACUCGAUCUGUUUUUCAGGAGAGUGUCGUAACGUUUCCUUCCUGGGGGCAGAUGAAUGCAGCGCCAAAUGCAACGGACAUGGGAGGUGCAAUAAUAGGCAUCAUUGCCAUUGUGAUGCUGGUUGGGCGCCGCCGUUCUGCUCCACGCCAGGAGAGGGCGGAAGCGUAGACAGCGGACCUGUAGUCAACCAGGGCGCUCUACCUCCUGUCCUGUUGUCCCUCCUCCUGCUCGGCCUCGUGGGAUUGGCCGUGGUGGCCGUCGGUUGCCGCUACAAACUCAAGCUCCGCCCACUGAAGACUCCCGCCCACCCCACAGAGCCAGCCAAUAGACGUUCCUCUGUUCCAAACAGUAAAUGUGAAGCCGCUGGCCAUGCCAACCCAACAUUCCAACUCAAGAACCCUGAGACACCAAAUACAACCACGGCCAGUCCUCCUCCACGCCCAGGACACACCCCUUCUCCGCGGAGUUCUGUCGUCCGGCCGACUGUGAAACCUCCCCCAGUCCCAGCCUACGCCCGGAACACACACGCCAUACACAACACACAGACCGCGGAGAACACACACGCCGCAGGGAACACACACGCCAUACACACACCUCAUACUGAACCAGGCAAAGAUACUGCGCAACCACAUCACCAACAGAUUUCACACACACCAAAAAACACACACGCACCAAAAAACACAGACACAUCACCUACAGCUACACACAUACCACCUAAAAACACACACAUACCACCGACCGUUCACCCCUCACAGAAACCUCAGAGGCCACACCCCCACGCCACAAAUCCACCAAUCGCACGCACCGGCUCGCCUAGGCCCCACCCCCCUACACGGCCACCGCCCCUCUGCCCCGUCAAAGCCAAUCAGCUAAAAGAGUUGAGAUCAAAGCUUCCUCCGAUGCAGAAUGGUGAUCCAAUGCCCCCUAGUGGCCGCUCUGCACCAUCUCCACCGCCCUCUGCUGGACAAAGACACACACUGCACCCGAGAGCAGUCACAGCAGCCGGGCCCGUGAGGACGUAACAGAACCAAGAGGACCACCAGCUGCCUCCACUGUGUGUGUGCAGUCCGAGUAGCGGACAACGAUGUGUGUGUGUGGGUGUGUGUAUGUGUGUCUGUGUGCCAUAUAUUUUUAUUUAUGUACGUAUAUGUACUGCACUUAUAUGAGAGUAUGGGCGUAUGAGCAUUGUCUGUGUGUGUGUGUGUGUGUGUGUGUGUGUGUGUUAGAGAGAGAGUACUGUAUGGGUGUGUGCCAUCUAUUUUUAUUUAUGUAUGUAGUCUACUGCACUUGUAUGAGAGUAUGUGUGUAUGAACAUUGUGUGUGUGUGUGUCUGUGUGUGUGUGUGUGGGUGUGUGGGUAUGAGUGUAUGAAGCAUUGCCUAUGUGUGUUUUUUAAUUCUAAUUUACGUGUAUUUAUUUGAGCCUUGCCCUGAAUGUGACUGCCCUCAGAAGUGAUGUCACACAGACCACACUGAAGGACAAGUGGCCCUCAUACUCCAAUGUGAUUGGUGCUGAAUGAGGAAGUCCACUGAUACUGUACUGUGAUUGGUCCUGAAUGAGGAAUUCCACUGAUACUGUACUGUGAUUGGUCUUGAACGGGGAAGUCCACUGAUACUGUACUGUGAUUGGUGCUGAAUAAGGAAGUCAUUUACAUUUACACCAUGUGUUCCAAUCUCCGUUCUUACUGCCCCCUGUGUUUGGGUGCGCAGGGCGUUCCACAUCUAAUCACGGGGAGUGCAUUACCGAUAUAUUGUAAACUACCCGAACAAUGGCCUCAAACCGGCUUUUUUUGAAGUGUGCAGUUACUGUACACUUUUCGCACUCAACAGCCGCCAUGUUUGUUACGUAGUUGAGUGUCAGAUCUGUCAAUCUCCUGACUCUCCGUAAUAACAGGAUAGUUUUGAUUGCAAAAACGAUUGCCAUUUGGAUAAGAGACAUGGGUAAGAAAAAAAAUGUCAACAUAACGAACAGUGUCUUCCGUGAAGUGUAUCAGACAGAACGUGAUUUGGACCGGCAUUUCACUCUCAAAUGUUGGCGUUACGGGACAGCGGAAAGUGCACUGCAUCUCAGUACACACUGCACAGGGACCCAUACACCAAUGUGAUUGGUGCUGUACGAGGAAGUGCACUCAUACUCCAAUGUGAUUGGUCCUGAAUGAGGAAGUGCACUGAUACUGUAUUGUAAUGUGUACUAAAUGAGGGAGCCUGCUUUAUCCUGUGAUAUGAUUGGUGUUAGAUCAGGAAGUAUGCUAAUACUGCGAUGCGAUUGGUGCUGUACCCUAAAAUGCUGGAAUGUUAUUUAUAAGAGAAUGAGUGUUGGAUGCCUGUACUGUAUCUACUUGCAUAUGCCUACUAACACGCACUCUCUCCCUUUGCCACACACACACGCUCACACACAGAAACCCAGACAUGCAUGCACACACACACUCACAGAAACACACACACACACACACACACAC
Messenger RNA from Engraulis encrasicolus (European anchovy), 4688 nucleotides. It is a transcript of the gene adam19b, whose product is annotated as ADAM metallopeptidase domain 19b. Lineage: Eukaryota; Metazoa; Chordata; Actinopteri; Clupeiformes; Engraulidae. The record is from RefSeq and is a predicted model, not a curated record. Gene Ontology annotation, molecular function: metalloendopeptidase activity. Gene Ontology annotation, biological process: membrane protein ectodomain proteolysis.